Messenger RNA from Culex quinquefasciatus (southern house mosquito), 393 nucleotides. RefSeq names its product late histone H2B.L4-like. Gene Ontology annotation, molecular function: structural constituent of chromatin; DNA binding; protein heterodimerization activity. The record is from RefSeq and is a predicted model, not a curated record. Lineage: Eukaryota; Metazoa; Arthropoda; Insecta; Diptera; Culicidae. The transcript has a single exon. Gene Ontology annotation, cellular component: nucleosome. Bases 1 to 393 code for a protein of 130 amino acids.
AUGCGCUUUGCGCACAAAACCAGUGCCCUCUGUCAUAAUUUGCAUCAUUUCUCGUUGCACCUCCAAGCAAGACACGUCGGAUCAAGUUUGUUGUGGAAAUGUCUGCUGCCGUCUCGGCCUUUCUGGACAAAAAGAUCGGUAAGGUGCAAGAGCAGCGCCUCGGCCAUCGUAAGAGGAGGAGCGGACAAGCCGAAGAAGCGGAAACCUCGCCGCAAGGAGCACUUUGGAACGUUCUUGUACAAGGUUUUGAAGCAAGUACACCUGGAAACGGGAACCUCGUCCAAAGCCAUGAACAUCAUGACAUUCAUUGUGAACCCAGAGCCCGGAGAGUUGGCCAAGCAUGCCAUGUCCGAGGGGACGAAGGCCGUGACCAAGUACACCUCUUCGAAGUAA